AUGUAGCAGUUAGCUUCACUGUUCUCCUCCGGUGCAUCCCUGAAUUUCUCCAAUGUGCCACUUCCACCAGCCGCAGAAACAGAGGAUGCGGAGGCAUGAUUCACGUUAACGGCACUCGUUGAUAUGAGGAGGAAGAGAUAAAAUAACGAGCUGUUAAAGUCGCAGAUAAGAAACAUGAAAGUAGAGUGAGGAUGUUUGCUGUUGACUGAAGUCCACUCCAAGAAACAAAAUGAAGAGGAGGUUGCUUCGUGGUUUCCUGUCGGAAGUCUCCGUCCGGAUUGUGCUGCUUCUCGUGUUCCUUGUGACGGAGCAGCUUCCUCCUUUUUACCGUGAGAUCCAGCCAGAGGAGAUGUGGCUGUAUAAAUUCCAUCGUGUGGAGAGAGACCACGUACCCACCUCUCUUAUGUUUAGUGUGGCAGUUUUCACCCCACUGAUUGUAAUCCUGGUUUUCACCUUCCUGAAUAAGUCAGAGCGAGGAGAUCUGAAGGAGGCCUCGCUGGCUGUGACUUUGACUCUGGUGCUCAACGGAGUUUUCACCAACGUCAUCAAACUUGUAGUUGGCAGGCCUCGGCCAGACUUCUUCUAUCGCUGUUUCCCAGACGGUCAGAUGAACCUGGAGUGGCGCUGCAGCGGUGACCCAGAUGUGGUCACGGAGGGCAGGAAGAGCUUUCCCAGCGGCCAUUCUUCCUUUGCCUUUGCAGGUCUGGGUUUCACCGCGCUGUACGUGGCAGGAAAGCUGCGCUGCUUCACUGCGGCGGGCCAAGGCAGAGCGUGGCGGCUGUGUGCCUUCCUCACACCUCUACUCUUCGCCACGGUGAUCGCCCUCUCCAGAACCUGCGACUACAAACACCACUGGCAAGACGUGUUGGUGGGCUCCCUGCUGGGCCUCUCCUUCUCCUGGCUGUGCUACAGACAGCACUACCCCCCCCUCCAGGACGCUGACUGCCACAGACCCCUGCGCCACAGAGAGACUGUUCCCGCCGCACAGGAGCGCAAGCUGGCCAACUCCACCUACAUCCUGCCCCUGUAAACAGCUGUAACUGUUUCUGGUGUCAUUCAUUACGGGUUACAUGGUAAUCUUUCUAACUCUGGUUUCCACACCUUGAGGGCUGGGCAGUUUAUUUAUCUUUUGGCAUUGAUCAUUGUAACUGUAUUGUGGGAUUUGUUUUGAAUGUUGGGACUUGGUUAUUUUUCUAAACUAAAAUGACUAAUGACACAUUUCUUCUGAAUGAUUUCUGAAACACUGAAUGAUUUCUGAACACUUGCUGCACAUAACGACUCCAGUUUAGCAACUACAAUAACAACUUAAGGCUAUCCCAAACAUAAAUCAACAUCAUUAAAGUUAUCACGAAGGAGGGCUUGGUGGACAUCAUGAUAUUGAUUGUUUCCCAUCAGGCCUAGCCCGACACACCCUAUGCAUUGUGCCUCUAGAAGACUUAACUUUAAAAACUCACAAUAGCUGAGCAGGUCCAGGACACAAGCACUACACGGAUCGUUCACUGCCCGUUAACCUCCGAGCCGCUGCGAGGCACUUUCUCCUGAUGUAGGGACAGUAUUUGGUAAUUGUUUUUGUAAACUUGAAACUUUUUCAACAAGCAAGAUUUAAAAGUCGUAUUUUAUUUUUUGUUUGUGCAGGGAUAUUCAUUCCUGGCUUUUAGGAAUCAAUAUAUAGUGAAGAGAGUUGGCGCUCAACCGAAUUAUUUUUUUAGUAUUUAUCAACUAAUGAUGCCAAACACUUGGUGGCUGAAUCUCCUUAGCUGUGAGGAUUAGCAGCUUUUGUAUUAUUGCCAAUUUAAUUCAAUACUGUAUGACUGUUGGAAAAAACAAGCAUUUGAAGCUCUGAAAGAUUGUGGUAUUUCCUAAUUUUGCUCACAUUUACCAGACUAAAUCAUUAAAUAACCAAUGAAUGUACAAAAAAAGUAUAGGUAACAUCAAAUGAUAAGCUUUAGCUCAACAUAAUCCGCUUGAUUAUUAUAAGGGUCUUCGAAUUCUUCUCUGGCAGAUGGAGCUGUCUCCCGACCAGAAGCACACUGUUUGCUAAGUCAGUGAAGGGGUGAUGAAUAGAGAAAGAAAGACAUCCUCUGAAACAACACACAGGUUACAGUCUUGCCGAAGUUCACAAACACUUGGGCUCAUGUGCCUGAAUGAUUACAUUGUUGGUUAUUUAAUGCCACUUGAGUCAGUUCCACUCACAAAUGAAGGCUGAGCUAAUGUUGACAGUUGCAAAUAAUUGAGAAGUGGACCUUGGAAUUUAGAUUCUGCACAAUAUAGUCAUUUAUUUGACCAAUAACAUCGAUCUAUCUAUAAGUAGAGAAAGCUAAUCCGAACUAAAUCGUUUUAUCAUAGCAUAUGUAAUUGCGAUUUGUAAUUUAAUAUCUGUAAAAGGCUGAGUAAUUUGCCAAAACAGCUGGACACAAGUUCUUAACGUUACUCAAGCAGGACUAAAUAGUGCAUUUGUUGGGAACUAUUUUCAGCUGAGGAUUGAUACAGAUUUAGUCCAAGUUGGAAUACAGUAGAGGUCUAUGGCGCGAUAAGUACAAGAACAUUUGAUGUUGUUGUUUUUUUGCUUUGUUGACAACUAGAAGGAAAGCAAAACUAAAGUACACCUUCAUAUUAAACCAGGUUAAUCAAAACCCCUCAGUCAGCUUUAUAUCUUAAUAUCAACAUUGCUUUACUGUUUGUCUUGACUGCUUUAAAUCUCUCUGUCUUCCUGCAUUAUAUCGUGAUUGUUUAAAUUCACAGAUUGUUAGAUUAUUACAUGCAAAGGGUUCAUAUGCCCAAUGUUUGCUCUAACUGGACAGCACAACUGCUCAUACGGUUAAAGGGAUAUUUUGGAUUGUUUAAAGUGUGGUUCUUUUUACAGUCAAUAUAAUACAGUAGAGGGCAGCACGCGCCCAGAAAUAGACAGGAGUACUGGCUUUGGAGCACGGCAAUGUACUGCUGUGGACGGGUCAAUACGUAUGAGUAUGUAUUUUAGACACUUAAAAGAGAGGCCCACCUAAAAAAUAUUAAUAUCAUUUUCAGAUUGUUUCCUGAUUGGGAACUGAAGACGCUAAUGCUACCUCGAUUGGUUAGUUUGUUUGUGCUGUUAUGUUACUUUGGUAUAUGGGAAACAAUGCUUUAAUUCUUAAGUUACACUAUAAAAAACAAACAAGCUGAUUUAAACAGAUGUAGACAAGAAACUCCUGUGUUCUGCAGAAGUAAAAGUCCUGUUUUUGUAAAUAGAGUCUGAUGGCGUUGGCAAGAACUCGAUACCAGUUUCAGUUUGUCUGUCAAAAAGCAAAGGCAAAGCAGUAAGAUUAUCCCCCGAAGAAAUCACCUAAACUGAUUCUGAUAUUAGGUUUUAAGUGGCUAAAAUAUAUGUUGGGGAGUCCACUUUUGUUCAUUGCUCUGCUCUCAUGCCUUUACUCUUUUUAUCCAAAUUGCGUGCUGAUCACCAACUACUGUAGGUAAUACACUGACUAUGGAUAAGUCAACCCCACUUGAAAAAGUCUAGUCCCUCCCUGGCUUUCAUCCCUCUCCUCUGCCAGUCUGAAGUGUGAGUGUUCACCAGAGGUGGAGAGAAGUGGUGAUGUGGGGUCUGUUGUUGGAGUGGCGGUGAAAGCAGACAUUUCUGAUGAACCUAAAUGAGGUCAGACUGUAACCUAUCCAGGUGAUGGUGCUAUAGCCUCCAGUGCUCCUGCUGGUCAGGCUUUCUAUCCUGUUUUUAUUGGCACCUAAAGUUUUCUGCUAGUUUUCUUCAACCAUGUAUGUUAUUAAUUUAUGAUGUUAUGCUUACUUUGAUGUGGUCUUUCUGUUGUAUCUAUCAAUGUAUUUGUAAGGUUGGUUUUCAAUUGGAAAUUCAUCAAAAUGUUAUGUAGAUUAUGACUGUUUUUGCAGGUUGAAACAUGAGAAACAACCAAACCUCUUUAUGUUUCUGUUUUAGUGUGAAAACCAGCCAAAGGUUUUGCAGGGUCAAAGCCCUUCGUCGCUGUAAAUCCAGAUUGAAGCAUCGGGAUCACAGUGGUCUCAGACCAGACUUGGCAGAAAAAAACUGAUGAAUUUGUGCCUUUGUUUACUAAAUUACUUUGCUACGGGGAAUGAAGUAUAUACUGCAUGUAUCAGUGUAUGCUCUCUGUCAUGUUGGGGACACAACUUUGUUUGAAAUAUUUGUUUGUUAUUGUUUAACAGCGUACAGGAGCCAGUUGGGAAGACACUUUAUGAUGUUUAAAUGUGGCAUGCUGCCUUUCUUUACCUCAGAAAACCCUUUUAAGUUAUUUCCACAAAGUGUUGAUGGAAUGAAAUGUGAAGAAUUCUGGUUGGAAAAUGUCAAAAAUACAAGAGAGUAGCCAAGAGAAAGAAAAACCUCACUUUUUGCAAACAUUUUAGACGAUAAUAUCUUGAAUUACUUGGUCAAUCUAGCAGGUGGUUAUGAGAUGAUGUACAGGACUAAGUCUAUUUAAUUGUUGGGCAUGCAGGAGUUUACUUGAAUUUUCAAUCUGCAUUUGUUUAUCCUUAAUGUUUUAAUGUUAUUUCAUGAGAGUAUGAAUCAUAUCUGUGGGCAUAUUGCUCUAAGGGAUAUUUCAGACAAAAUAGAUGUUCAUUUAACUUUGUUGCAUUUUGAUAAAUUCCUGCAUGUUUUACAGCUAAGGAGCAACAUUUUCCUUCAUUACUUACUUCCAGAUCGCCACAUUUCCAUCUGUUUCUACAAAUGUACUUACUUUUUGGUUUUUGUUUACUUUAUCAGGUUGUUGACUAUGUCCUUUAGAUCUUCUGUCAUGAUAAGGGAUGAUGCUAAAACUUGCUCAUCAUAAUCUGCCUUGGCUUUCAACUCGUAAGGCUCGUGCUCAUGCUGAUACAGUAUCCUGAUUGUACAUGUUGUGAUGCUUUUAAUGACUCUUUUGGUGACACAAAAUAAUGUUUUAAAUACACUUGCAACACACCUUGUA
This is a messenger RNA of Trematomus bernacchii (emerald rockcod), 4928 nucleotides long. RefSeq names its product phospholipid phosphatase 5 (gene plpp5). NCBI's taxonomy places the organism in Eukaryota, Metazoa, Chordata, Actinopteri, Perciformes, Nototheniidae. The record is from RefSeq and is a predicted model, not a curated record. Bases 230 to 1030 code for a protein of 266 amino acids. Gene Ontology annotation, biological process: phospholipid metabolic process. Gene Ontology annotation, molecular function: phosphatidate phosphatase activity. The transcript has 8 exons.